AUGUUAUUCUCCACACUUAUUACUUCUUUUAUGGCGGUCCUCGCAGUAGCAAGCCCCUUGAGACCCCGCUCUGUAAAUGAUGUUGCUGUCGAUGAAGAAUCACCUACUCCUCUAAUUGAAUGGGCAAACACAAAAAGAAUCGCAAGGACCACUGCCGACGAAGAAGAAGCUUCACCUGCCCCUCUAAUUGAAUGGGCAGAUACAAAGAAGAGCGCAAGAACUGUCUCCAACGAGGAAGAAAUAGCACCUACGCCCCUCAUUGAAUAG
Botrytis fragariae is the source of this 267-nucleotide messenger RNA. RefSeq lists its product as uncharacterized. The record is from RefSeq and is a predicted model, not a curated record. The coding region runs from base 1 to 267 and encodes 88 amino acids. The transcript has 2 exons. Lineage: Eukaryota; Fungi; Ascomycota; Leotiomycetes; Helotiales; Sclerotiniaceae.